CUGGUUCCAUCGGUUGGUCUCUCUCUCUCUCUCUCUUUUAGCCUUCCCGCAGGAAGUCUCCAAUCUCUCAAAGUCCAAUCGGCCACCGGCCGUUUCUCUUCCCUCCUGUACUCUCCUCUUCUUUCUGCUACUCCUGGCGUACCACCAAAACACCAAGUUUUCAGCUGCGAUAUUGGGCUGAUCUAGGUUGUGUUUGUUACCAAAUUUAGCAUCCAUUUCUUACUUAAUUCAGCUGUAUACAUGUCGGCACUUGCAGUCACAGAAAGACUGCAGAUGGAGAUGGUGCCAGAUACCGAAGCAUUUAUGAAGUUUGCAUUCCACCAAGCAAAGCUUGCUUUAGAUAGCCUUGAAGUUCCUGUUGGCUGUGUCAUUGUGGAUGAAGGGAAUAAUAAUGUUAUUGCCUCUGGAAGAAAUCGAACCACUGAGAGCCGAAAUGCUACGAGGCAUGCAGAGAUGGAAGCCAUUGAUGUGCUUCUGGACCAGUGGCGAGAAACUGGACUUUCAAAGGCUCAAGUUGCUGAGAAGUUUUCAAACUGCACUCUUUAUGUCACAUGCGAGCCGUGCAUUAUGUGUGCUGCAGCCUUAUCAAUGCUUGGUAUAAAACAGGUGUAUUAUGGCUGUGCAAAUGAUAAAUUUGGAGGCUGUGGAUCCAUAUUGUCACUGCAUUCUGGAGAUCAUUCGAGGAAGGGUUUCAAGUGCCAAGGAGGAAUAUUGGCACCAGAGGCAGUCUCUCUUCUACAGGCUUUCUAUGAGCAGGGAAAUCCCAAUGCUCCUAGGCCUCAUAGACCACCCAGUCAGUUGGUUUAGGACUCUGUAGAUUCUUUGAUUUAGGUCAAUAAAAGUGACCGACCCUUUGUUGCUCCUACAAUGAUACCUCUGUAAUCAUUCAUUACUA
This is a messenger RNA of Coffea eugenioides, 895 nucleotides long. Its product is annotated as tRNA-specific adenosine deaminase TAD2-like. Gene Ontology annotation, biological process: tRNA wobble adenosine to inosine editing. Gene Ontology annotation, molecular function: tRNA-specific adenosine-34 deaminase activity; zinc ion binding. The transcript is spliced from 2 exons. The record is from RefSeq and is a predicted model, not a curated record. Bases 241 to 807 code for a protein of 188 amino acids. Lineage: Eukaryota; Viridiplantae; Streptophyta; Magnoliopsida; Gentianales; Rubiaceae.